AUCAAAAUCAGUGUUGAUUUUGAUGAGCUGCCAAAAAUGGUUUUACCAUUUGCAUUGAAUUUAAAUCCUGGUUUACCUGCAUAUGUUCAACAGCAAAUAGUUAAACAAGAAUUACAAAGACGCCAAGAUGAAGCAGCUGACACGAUUACAACUAAUCCGAUCAUAGCAAAUCGGGCUAUUUUCCAGCGGGGUGGUUUGGGAAGAAACGAUAUAGAUAUUCUGAUUCGUUAUUUUGCGUAG
This is a messenger RNA of Didymodactylos carnosus, 240 nucleotides long. The record is from the annotation of a GenBank genome assembly. Lineage: Eukaryota; Metazoa; Rotifera; Eurotatoria; Philodinida; Philodinidae.